This is a messenger RNA of Cinara cedri, 5244 nucleotides long. The record is from the annotation of a GenBank genome assembly. Lineage: Eukaryota; Metazoa; Arthropoda; Insecta; Hemiptera; Aphididae.
AGUGAUCGUUUCGUGUUAUCUUGGUCGGCGGCGUUUUGUACUUGGUGUAAAUUUACUUUCGUGUUGUUGGCCGUCGUUAGCUGUCGGUCGUCCCUAGUCGUGGUACGUUACGAAAAGGGCAAAAAAACAACACAAAUAAAGAAGAAGGAAAUUGAUUUUCACGUCCGUGCUGGCCUUGUACUUAUUGAAAAAAAAAACUCUCACAACUACUUAAUACUUACAUGAUACAUGUUUAACGGAAUGCUGAAUUCAACAUGGGGCUUCAGGCCGAAAAUUGCUCAUUGUCAAGAAGUGAGUACUUAUAGUUUAUUUAAUUAAAUGUUCUGUUCAACCUGAUGAAUAAUUAUGUUCACUUACCUAUUUCAACACUUGAAAUAUAACAUUUUUUCAUCUAUUAUACAACACAUUGUCUAUGCAUUCAUAUAGUGUGCAUGUGUAGAUGGAUACAUUGUUUUAUCUAAUAUGAUCAAGCUUAAAUUGACCCCAUAAAAUCAUUGCCAUAAGAUGUUACCUACUAAUUAAGAUCGAAAUAACUUUUUAUAACUGGUAAAAAUCUCGUGAAUUUGGUCUUCUCUGUAACCCCUUAUAAUAGUUUUAUUUAAAUUCUACAAUGAAAUCUUUGUAUAUAGGCACACCAAAGUGGUUACUUAAAGCGCGCAACCACAGAACAACUAUUAGAAGUGUUCAACAAAGUGAGUUUUUUUUAUUUUCAGUUAAUUACUUUAUGAGGAAUGUUGUAUUAAAAUUAUUUUUUUAAUUGUUAGUAUACCACUGUCGAGAAGCAAGGCGAGAGAUAUAUAAACUCUGUAGACUUCAUAAAAAAUUAUAUUGGCAUAUUGAAUGAACCGUCCAGUGACUUGGAUUCACUUUGGUUAUUAAGUGGAAUUGUGGAUACUAAUAAAGAUGGGUUAGUACAUAUAACUUAAAAAAUAUAACUAUAAAAAAAUAAACAUACCUACUUUUUAAAACUUAUUUUUAUCAUGUUUAAGAGAUAUUGAAGUAAAUUAGUACUUAAAUAAAUUAAUUUUGUACAAUUGAGUUUUUUUUUAUGGAACAAUAAAUAAUUUCAAUUGAUGUUAUCUUAUUACCUUGAAGUAUAUACUCAAAUUUAAAUAAAAAAAAUAUCAAUUAAUUAUAUCAUAUAUAAUUUUAUAAUGACAAAGCAAAUUUAAUUAUUUAAAUCUUCGUAUAUUAUAAAUCUGAAUAUGUAAAUAAAAAUUAUCUAGGAAUUGAAUUUGACAAAAUAUUUAAUAAAUUAAAAUAGAAUUUAAAAAAAAAAAAAAAUAAAUCAAGUACUUUUAUGAUGUUAUGUUUAUAAUUGUAAUUUGAAUUUUUUAGACUCAUUUCAUUUGCGGAAUUUCAAGCAUUUGAAAGUCUUUUAUCAGAACCAGAUGCUUUAUAUAAAGUAGCAUUCCACCUGUUUGAUAUAAAUGGAAACGGUGUUAUAUCCUAUGGUACUAAUGUAUAAAUUUAUAAAUUAUUAUGUCAUUUUAAUAGAUUCUUUUUUUUUUCAGAUGAAUUUGUAUCAGUUAUUAAAAAAACUGAACUUUACUUAUUAAUACCUUUCAAUUUGGAUAGUCAAUUUAUGAAAUUGUAUUUCGGGGAGAAAAAAAAUCGUAUUAUUAACUAUUCAGAAUUCGCUCAAUUCCUACAUGUACGUAAUAAAAUGAUCAAUAAAAUAAAAAAAUUCAUAAAUUAGGAGUUAAUGUUAUAUAAGUUGUGUUUUAGGAUUUUCAUGAAGAAUGUGGAACAGAAAUUUUCCGUACGUUUGAUAAAUCUGGCUCUGGUUUUAUAUCUGCUAAUGAUUUUCAAGAAAUAAUGCUGUUAUCCAAAAGCCAUUUAUUAACUACUGGUGUUCGAGAUAAUUUAUUACCAGUAAUUUAGUUCCAUACAAUGAUUUAUUUGUUAUCUAAAGUUUAUAUUGUAAAAAUAAUAUACAAUUUUUUUGUUAGGCUGCUGGAGCCCACCGGGUCAGUUUUCCAUAUUUCAUGGCCUUUAUAUCACUUUUAAAUAAUAUGGAACUUAUUAAACGUAUUUAUUUAAAUGCCAGUAAUGAAAAUCGAAAUCGAGAAGUUACUAAAGGUCAUUUACACAGAUUUUAUGCAAUUUAUGACAUUUAUAAACAAAUUAUUUUUAUUAUUAUGGAUUAUUUUCUUGUUUAGAUGAAUUUUUGUAUUCCACACAAGUUAUGUCUCAAAUUACACCAUUAGAAGUUGAUAUAUUGUUCACACUUUGUCAUCUAUUACAUCAAAGAGCUGGGUAAUUAAUUUUUAAUAUAGGUACUUGUAUAGGUAUAUUUUAUUAUUACAUUUCUGUAAAAAUAUAUGUGUAUUUUUUUUUAGCAAGAUAGUUUAUAAUGACUUGAAUUCAAUAACACCAGAACAGUAUUACAAAGAAAUACACAAUCGUAGAAUAGCUGAAUUCCACGCAGUAUCUGUAAGUGAUAGUAUAUAAGUUGUUAUCUCUAUCAGUACAUUUUAUUUGAGGUUAUUUCAAUGAUUUCAGAGUCCAUCUGAUCGAGGAGUUUUUAUUCAAGUAUUGGAGAGUGUAUAUCGGUUUAUGUUGGGCUCAGUUUCCGGAGGUAUUAUUUUAUUUGAUUCAAGUAGUGGGAUGUUUGCAUGCUCGGUACAGUAGGCACAUAAUAGCGUAUCCAAUUUAGAUGAGGGUAAACAAACAUAUACUGGUGGUACUGGUUGUACUGUUUUGUUCUAAUUUUAUUUUUUUGUAUACUUGAUAAGUACCUGUCAUUAAUUGCUAUCAAAUAUCUUAACAUGCAAGUAUUCCAUUUUAUCUAUCAUGUACCACCUAGACACAUAAGUUGACUGUUAGUGUUGUAAUCACACGGUGCUUUACCAUUUUUUGCAAACAAAUAAUCUUAACUCUUUCCUAAGAUAAAAGGUUUCUUCUUCCUAAUCAAUCGUCAUAUAUGAUAAAUAAUUAUUUACUGAAAUUCAUUUAACUAAUAGUCGAAUAAUAUUAGCAAUAAUUGUCAAAUCAAAUGGAUUGAUUUUAUUAACUCUAAUUUACACAUAGUAUUCUAUUAAAUUUUUAGUUUGGAUGUAGGUAAAAUUAUAUUUCUUUUCUGAUUUGUGUAUAUUUUGUAGGUUUUAUAUAACUUAUUAGGCUCCAGCUACAAUCUUAAUUUUAUUGGUUUUUAAAUCAUGUAAUUUGCUAUUGGUGAAACAAUGGGUCUCCAUCAAUAUCCAUUCUUCUGAUAUAAUUGUCUUAUGGUAUAAGUCAUAAAUGGAUAUUCAAAAUUGUCCGCAGUUUCUUCACCGACAAAACAAAUAAGUUGAUUUUGAUCACUACUGAAACUAUAGAUAAUAUUUGAAACAAAAACAAAUAAUUGAAAUACAUUUUAUUUAGUUAAAUUAUAUUCAUCUAUAGUAAAAUAUUGUAGUAUAAAGUAUUUCAUAUAGUUAAAUAAUUUUAUAUUAAGUAGUCAAUUAUAAAAUCAUAAUAACAAUAUUUAUAUUUAAAAUUCAGUAAUUGUGGUUUAUUUUAGCUAUCGGUGCAACAGCAGUGUAUCCAAUUGAUUUGGUUAAAACAAGGAUACAAAAUCAAAGAGCUGGUUCAUUUAUUGGUGAACUCAUGUAUAGAAACAGUUUUGACUGUUUUAAAAAAGUCAGUUAUUAGUUUAUAUAACAUACAAUUAAAAAAGUAAUGAAAUAAUUAAUUAUAUGUUUGUUUUUAAAUAUAAAUUAGGUAAUUAGACAUGAAGGAAUAUUCGGACUUUAUCGAGGUCUAUUGCCUCAGCUGAUAGGUGUUGCUCCAGAAAAAGCAGCAAAGCUUACUGUUAAUGAUUUAGUAAGAGACAAAUUACGCAAAGAGAAUGGAGAUUUGACUGUCUCUGCAGAAAUUGUUGCAGGGGCUUGUGUUAGUAUAAAUUUGUUUUUUUUUUUUUUACUAAAUACACUAUAUUUUGUUUUGAUGUCAAUAUAUUUAUUUCAGGCAGGAUUUUCACAAGUAAUAUUUACCAAUCCAUUAGAAAUAGUAAAAAUUCGCUUACAAGUGGCUGGUGAAAUAGCGUCCACACGAAAAUUGAGUGCUAUUACUGUUAUUAAAGAAUUGGGAUUUUUUGGAAUGUAUAAGGUAAACAAUUUAUAAAUAAGUAUAUUUUUAAAAUUUGUCUUUAAUUUAACUAUGGUUUAUUUUAAUUUAUGAUUAUUUAGGGUGCUAAAGCAUGUUUUCUUAGGGACAUACCAUUCAGCGCUAUUUACUUUCCAGCAUACAAUCAUGUCAAACAGGCUUUUGCCGAUGAAAAAGGUUAUAAUCAUCCGUUAACAUUAUUAGCAGCUGGUUGUAUUGCUGGUGUUCCUGCUGCUUCAUUAGUGACACCCGCAGACGUGAUAAAAACACGACUACAAGUUGUAGCUCGAAAAGGUCAAACAUCUUAUAAAGGAUUGGUUGAUUGUGCAUCAAAAAUUUAUAAUGAAGAAGGACCAAGGGCAUUUUGGAAAGGCACAGGCGGUUAGUAUAUUAUUAAAACAAAUUAUUCAAAUAAGAUAUACUAACUUCCUAAUUCAAAUGUCUAUUCUAUUUUAUUUAGCUCGUGUGUUCCGUUCAUCACCACAAUUUGGAGUUACACUUUUGUCUUAUGAAAUUUUACAAAGAUUAUUCUAUGUAGAUUUUGGAGGCUCGUAAGUAUUGAACAUUACAAACAAUACAUAACCAUUUAUUUCAAUGUUAUAUUAAAAUUAUUUUUUUAGCCGACCAUCUGGUUCAGAAAAACUAGUUUCUGUGCAUGGUGCAGGUGAUGGAAUAACACCAUCGAAUCCGGAUCAUAUUGGGGGCUAUCAUGCAGUAUUACCAAUAUUGGAAGGAAUAGAGUCCAAAUUUGGUCUUGUAUUUCCAAAAGUUAAAUCUGAAAAGUAAUCAUAUCAUACCUAACAACACCUGUAAUACUUACAUUCUGAAAAUUUAAUGAAAUUGUUAUUUUGUGAUAUUACUAUUUUUAUCUUCAUAUACAAAUUUAGUACUUAAUAUUCUAUUAAUUUGUCGAUUCAUUCAAUUUUAUUUAUUUAUUAAACCAAUGAAAACACAUAAUAUACAAUAUUAUACACGCCAUUAAGAAAACACAAUUAAUUAUGUAAGUUAUUCCUGUUUUAUCAUUAUCCUAUUUUAAUUUUUUAUGUUGUGUAUGGAUUGAUUAAAAAAAUAAUAUUCUUGUCUACCAAUAAAAUUAUUUUUUUAAACCAAUUAAAUGUAUUAUUUUUUUUUAAUAUUUAGUAUUUUUUUUUUUAA